CCCGGCGCCGAUGUGGUUUUUACUUUGAGGGAAAGCCUGAAACCCAACAAGAAUUACAUCAUUUACUGUCAGUCCUGUGGUGACAUCGUAGUGAAAGACCGGAAAUUUCUCAGAGUUCUUCCUCUGCCGAGUGAAAACUGGAGUGAUUUAGUUGAAGAGUGGUGUUGUCACCCUGACCCCUUUGCCAGAAGCACUUUGCACCCUCAGCAUGGUGACUGUUUUGUUGGAGACAAUUUUUUUCUGUUGAAUUCAGGAGAUGAAUCACAUCUGCCUGCAUCUCCCGGGUGCUGCUCAGAUGCUGGACACCAUGUUUCACAUAGUGGCUCCAACUUGAAGUCAAAAGAAAAUACCAGAGUAAUUUGUAAGCGCUGCAAGACAAUGCUGGGAGAAACAGUUUCAUCAGAUACCAUUAAAUAUUACGUCACUGAGGUGAUUAUUCAACCAGCUGAGGGAAGUUUCAGUCCAAUACCAAGGUCUCAGUUUGUACAGAACAUGGUUGCUCAGUGUCUUUUGGAAUUAUCAUCUGCUAAAAGCACAUUUAGAUUCACCAUAAAAGGAGAUAAUGGAAAAACCUAUAUGCUGAUAUGGCUUUUAAAUUCUGACACAUUGCUGGUAGAGUCUUUAGGAAAUUCCUCCUCCCACAGUGAUUUUACACUGUUUGGAGAUAUCCUCACACCUACCUCUGGACCAGCGGGAACCUGGAAUGCUGUCAAAGUCCUUUACCAGCCAUGCAUUCAAUGCAGAAAUAAGGAGCUUGCUGAUGCAUGGGAAAAUGAUAUGGGAGUUCAUCCUUUAAAGUUUCCAUCAGAAACAUGUUUGGAAUUACUGUUGGUACUGGGUUUGAGUACUGCAUCUCUGCCACCUUCACUUCGAUACAUGAACUCUUUUCAGGCACUACUGGGAAGAGUCUGGCUCUCUCAUCUUUACUCCCUCCCAUCAGGUUGCCUUUUUGAAGAUGUGAAGAACCUGUGUUGAAAACUAUUGUUAGAUUUAUUUUCAGCAGAAAUGUGUACAGUUAACUUCCAGUGGUGGAGCUUCUAGAAGAAAAUCCCCAGGAAAUACAAAAGAAAAUGGGGUGGG
Cyanistes caeruleus (blue tit) is the source of this 1080-nucleotide messenger RNA. Lineage: Eukaryota; Metazoa; Chordata; Aves; Passeriformes; Paridae. The record is from RefSeq and is a predicted model, not a curated record.